This is a messenger RNA of Linum tenue, 426 nucleotides long. NCBI's taxonomy places the organism in Eukaryota, Viridiplantae, Streptophyta, Magnoliopsida, Malpighiales, Linaceae. The record is from the annotation of a GenBank genome assembly.
AUGAGGUCGGGAGCAGCUAUGGCGACGGUGGCAGUCUGGUUAUCUCUCGCCGCCGCCGUGGCAUCCGCCGCUAACACGGAUGCUUCCUGGUGGGCUUACACUCACGUCCGCGUGGUGAAAGAGUUCAGCGGCGGCCGGAUGUUGACGGUGCACUGCAAGUCCAAGGACGACAACAUGGGAACGCACUGGGUUGGGCCCAAGUCGGAGUACGAGUGGAGGUUCCGGCCCAGCAUCUUCGGGAACACGCUGUUCUGGUGCCACGUUUGGAAGGGCGACGACAGCCAGAUCGUUUACGACGCCUAUUACGCCGGCGACGACAAACUGUACGACAGGGUCUACAUGGACAACUCCUAUUGGGUGGUUAAGGACGACGGCCUCUAUUUGCGUCAGUUUUGGAAAGGGAUAGACGUCUUCUUCCAUCACUGA